Fusarium fujikuroi IMI 58289 is the source of this 216-nucleotide messenger RNA. RefSeq lists its product as uncharacterized. The coding region runs from base 1 to 216 and encodes 71 amino acids. NCBI's taxonomy places the organism in Eukaryota, Fungi, Ascomycota, Sordariomycetes, Hypocreales, Nectriaceae. The record is from RefSeq and is a predicted model, not a curated record. The transcript is spliced from 3 exons.
AUGCGGCCAUCCGGUAUCUUGAUCAUGGCGACAGCCUUUAUUUCCGUCUCUGCUCAGAAUUGCAAGCAACGAUCUGCCAUUUGCUCCCCCUUUUCACUCUGCUCCAGUAUGCCCGCUGCUGGUCAAGUAUGCGGUUCACAGGGAACAGCUUCUAAUUGUAACUCAGUGGCUGACCGGGGCUCUGAUUCUGGAACUGUUACUUGCCAGUGCUGCUAA